Messenger RNA from Oxyura jamaicensis (ruddy duck), 10639 nucleotides. It is a transcript of the gene ASPM, whose product is annotated as assembly factor for spindle microtubules. The coding region runs from base 45 to 10391 and encodes 3448 amino acids. The record is from RefSeq and is a predicted model, not a curated record. Gene Ontology annotation, biological process: mitotic cell cycle; establishment of meiotic spindle localization; spindle organization. The transcript is spliced from 29 exons. Gene Ontology annotation, molecular function: protein binding. Gene Ontology annotation, cellular component: spindle pole. NCBI's taxonomy places the organism in Eukaryota, Metazoa, Chordata, Aves, Anseriformes, Anatidae.
GCUCCGUGCUCGUGCAGGUCCUGCUCCUGCCGAGGGGUCCAGGCAUGGCCGCCUGGGAGCUGAGCCCCGCGGCGAGCCCUGGCAGGCGGCGCUGGGCCGAGGAUGACGAGGCUCCCGCCGUGCUGGUGCUCAGCCACUUCUCCCGGCCGCCCUACCUCAGCUUCGGCAGCCUGCGAGUCGGCGCCUCCCGCACGCGGCUGCUGGGCGUCCAUAACCCCAACGCGGAGGAGGUCGAGGUGGUCGUGGAGCGCGUCCCGGCGCCCGCCCGGGGCUUCAGCCUUGAGCGCCGCCGCUUCUCCGUGCAGUCAGGACAAAGCAUCUUUGUGUCUGUAACAUGGACACCAUUAGAGGAGGGCAAGGUCAGAGAACUGAUAACUUUUGUUAUUAAUGGCAUCGUAAAGCAUCAAGCUGUGCUCUUGGGUGUUGCUGAACAGCCCGUGAAGAAAAAAAAGAGUCUCUGGGAAACUAUAAAAAAGAAGAACAUUGCAGAAACAUCGGCUUCAAUAAAAGUUAGAAAAAGAAAUUCAAAAGUUAAAAAUGUUAAUAAAACCUUUCAAGUUUCUCAGAAAGUAGACAGACUAAGGAGCCCACUUCAGUCAUGUGAAAAUCAGAACACAGUGGAAAAUAGUACAUCCCCUGGAAAUGACUCUCUUGCUGGCUCAGAAAAUAAAUUGCCUUUAUCUCCUAUUUCACCUGUGCUAGAGGAACAUCAAAAUACUGUUUGCACACCACUUUCAAUGAGAAGAUCUACUACUUUCUCAGAUAUUGCUGCUGCUGUACGUGAGGAGUUACUGCCCGAAAUAGACAGCUAUAUCAAGAAAUCUGUUGAUAACCAUGACGAAUUGAAAUCUGAAAGUGCAUACAAUUUUACUGGAUUAGAAAAACCACUACUUUCAAAUAAUGAAGCAAUUCUUAAUUGCACAAUCUCACCUGUUUGCACUCCAGAACAUUCGGCAUCUGUGCCCAUUUUAAGUACAAGGAGAAUUUUAAGUCCAGAUUCUUUUGUAAAUGACAAUUAUCAUGCUGAUGUAGAUACAAUAGAGCAGUGUGUUCCAAUUCUGUCACCUGAUCAGUUUGUGAAAGACAGCUUGUCAGAUGUACAAUCAAAGACUCCUAAACCUGAGACGGCUUUAAUAUCUUCUGCUAUGGAAACUUAUGUCGUGAAGAAAUGUUUGCCCCCAAAAUGGAAAAAUAAUGGAGACAGAGAGACAAAAGCACAAGUCCACGUAAACUACAUGUUAAAUGAAGUUUUUGAGGCACGUAACGUAGAAUCACAGAUACUUCAUUAUAGCAAACCCAAAGAAAAUCAGUCCAAUUUUCCUUCUACAGAGGAGCUCCAGACACUCAAUUCUCAGGCAGAGCAAACAAAAAAGCGCCCGGUUCUUUCUGCCACAGUCAUCAAAAAUAAGCCUGAUACUGGUGAAGGAAGAAGAAUGGAAACCCUCCAGCCAAAAUCUAAAAAAUGCCUUAAUAGCGCAAUAAUGGAUUGUGAAAAUGUGGUACCUGAAUAUACAAAGGUAGAAAUAUCUAAACACCUUCCAGUUAUAGAGACAGUUUCAGCUGGAAAUAAGCAUCACAAUGAAAAAAUAAGUUCACAUCCUACUAGAUCAACUUCUUUGUGUCGUAAGAGGAAAAGUGAAAUAUAUAUAGAAAAUAAUAGAGUUACAGACCCACCGUAUGCGGAAGAAGUGGAAAGAAAAAGAACUCUAACUAGUGUGGACAAUAAAAAACGUACCACUGUGACACCAUCGGCCUUCAAACCUACAAACCAAGAGAGAAUAGGGCUGAAAAAGAAAGCUGGUUCUUCCCUUCAGAGAGCAUCAAAAACUGCCAAUAAAAUUAGUAAACCCAUUGCUGGAUUGGCUCAGUCUCACCUGACAUUUUUGAAACCAUUGAAAACAGUCAUUCCUAGGCACCCAAUGCCUUUUGCAGCUAAAAAUAUGUUUUAUGAUGAACGUUGGAAGGAGAAGCAACAACGAGGUUUCACAUGGUGGUUAAAUUUUGUACUUACCCCUGAUGACUUCAACGUAAGAACAAACACCUCACAAGUAAAUGCAGCUGCUGUUAUCUUGGGAGAAGAGAACCAUCAUAAAACCAGUGUUCCUAAAGCACCAACAAAAGAUGAAGUAUCUCUAAAAGCCUAUACUGCUCGUCGUAGACUGAAUAAGUUACGACGUGAUGCUUGCCGUUUAUUUACAUCUGAAAAAAUGGUUAAAGCUAUUAAGAAGCUGGAAGUCGAGAUUGAAACUCGACGUUUGCUAGUUCGUCGAGACAGACACCUCUGGAAAGAUGUAGGAGAGAGGCAGAAAGUCCUUAACUGGCUUUUAUCUUACAACCCUUUGUGGCUGCGUAUAGGUCUGGAGACUGUUUAUGGGGAACUGAUAUCUUUGGAGAGCAAUAGUGAUGUUAUGGGUUUGGCAGUAUUUAUUCUUAAUCGCUUGCUCUGGAACCCUGACAUUGCAGCAGAAUAUAGACAUCCCACUGUGCCUCACCUUUAUCGAGAAGGUCAUGAAGAAGCUUUGUCAAAAUUCACACUGAAAAAAAUGCUGCUGUUAGUUUGCUUUCUGGAUUGUGCCAAACAGUCCAGACUGAUUGACCAUGACCCUUGCCUCUUUUGUAAGGAUGCAGAGUUCAAGACGAGUAAAGACAUUCUGCUGGCAAUUUCUCGAGAUUUCCUGAGUGGUGAAGGUGACCUUUCCCGUCAUCUUGGUUUCUUGGGACUACCCGUCAGCCAUAUUCAAACUCCACUUGAUGAAUUUGAUUUUGCUGUAACAAAUCUGGCUGUGGACUUACAAUGUGGUAUUCGUCUUGUGAGAGCAAUGGAACUUCUCACCAAAGACUGGAAUCUUUCAAAACAGUUGAGAGUUCCUGCAAUAAGUCGUCUACAGAAGAUGCAUAAUGUUGAUAUUGUUCUUAAUGUCCUUAAAGAGCGAGGAAUUCACUUGAAAGAUGAGAGUGGUGCUUCAAUUGACUGUAGGGAUAUUGUGGACAGACACAGAGAACGAACAUUAGCACUGCUGUGGAAAAUUGUCUUUGCUUUUCAGGUGGAUGUUUUUCUUAAUCUGGAACAGUUAAAAGAAGAAAUUGCGUUUUUAAGGAAUGCAUAUAAGAUAAAAACACAAUUGGGCACUCUCAAACUUUUUUCAAAUUGUUGUAGAAUACAAGAAGAUAACAGUCAUAGCUCCUCACUUCAAAAUCACAGUGAAAACGUGAAGCUGCUGAUGGCAUGGGUUAAUGCUGUUUGUGGAUUUUACAAUAUCAAGGUGGAAAAUUUUACAGUCUGUUUCUCAGAUGGUAGAGUACUGUGUCAUUUAAUUCAUCAUUAUCAUCCAUGUUACGUGCCUUUGGAAGCUGUGUGUCAACGUACAACUCAAACAGUAGAGUGCUCAAGAACUCAUAUGGUGGGACUAAACUUAUCCUCAUCCUCAGAGUCUGAUACUUCUCUAAAUGUUACGGAAGGAACAUUUGACCAAACCUCAGUCAUGUACAAGGAAUUGUUAGACAAUGAGAAGAAGAACUUCCAGCUGAUCAAUACUGCAGUUUCUGACCUAGGUGGAAUACCAGCAAUGAUUCAUCACUCAGACAUGUCAAAUACAAUACCUGAUGAGAAGGUUGUUAUUACCUACCUAUCAUUUCUGUGUUCGAGGCUUCUAGAUCUUCGGCAAGAAACUCGAGCUGCUCGAUUAAUUCAGUCUGCUUGGAGGAAAUACAGGCUGAAAAAGGAACUGAAACUUUCUCAGGAAAGAGACAGAGCUGCUCGGAUAAUUCAAAAACAUGCAAUAAACUUCUUGUCUCAUCGACGUAUCUUGAGGAAAAACAAUGCAGCAGUGUUCAUCCAGAAGCACUGGAGAAGAUACUUAGCCAGGAUGAAGUUUUUAAAUCUAAAAGAGACAAAACUGGAGGAAACCAGAAGUAAAUCUGCCACAGUAAUUCAGGCUUAUUGGAGGAGAUACUCUGCUAGGAAAAAGUAUUUGCAGCUAAGACAUUAUGUUAUCUUUGUACAAGCAAAGAGAAGAAUGGUUAUGUCUGUUUCUGCAUAUAAACGAAUUGUUUGGGCUACUGUUACAAUUCAGAGACAUCUGCGAGCAUCUAAGUUGGCAAAAGAAGAUCGACAAAGAUAUGAAAUCUUAAAGUCUUCAGCACUUACUAUUCAGUCUGCAUUCAGAAGAUGGAGACAACACAAAAUCCGGCAAAAAAUUAGAGCUACUUUAGUGCUCCAGACUUAUUUCCGAAAAUGGCAAUCUUCAAAACUGGUUAAAAGAAAGAGAGCUGUCCUUGUCUUGCAGUCUUGGUACAGGAUGCACAGAGAUCUGAAGCGUUAUCUACAUAUUAAGCAAAGCGUUGUCAAGAUUCAAGCAUGGUACAGGUGUCAGAUAGCUAGACGUAUUUACCAGCACCAUAGGGCACAAAUAGUGACCAUUCAGCAGUAUUACAGAGCUUAUAAAUUAGGAAAAAAUGAGAGAGAGAACUACUUGCGAAAGCGUGCAGCUGUAGUAGUUCUCCAAGCUGCUUUUAGAGGCAUGAAUGCACGUAUACUAUACAGGCAAACCAAAGCAGCUUGUGUUAUUCAGUCACUAUGGAGAAUGAGACAAGAGAAACUAAGAUUUUUACAAUUAAAAAAACACAUUACUACCUUGCAGUCACAUGUGAGAAAAUACCAACAGGUAAAAAGAUACAAAGAGAUGAAAAAUGCUGCUUCUGUAAUUCAAGCUUGGUAUAGGGCAUGUGUGGAUUCUAAAAGAGCAGCCUUGUCUUUCCAGAGGAUGCGUCUGGCUACUAUUGUCCUACAGUCUGCCUACAGAGGAAGGAAAGCUAGGAAAGAGGUGUACAUGUUGAGAUCUGUGAUAAAAAUUCAGUCAAGUUAUCGUGCUUAUAUUGUCCGAAAGAGUUUUAAAGACUUACGAGAUGCAACAGUGAAAAUACAAGCUUUUGUAAAGAUGAGACGAGCACGUAGGCAUUAUUGUGCGUUACUGGAGGCAACACUUUAUGUCCAGCAAAGGUAUCGGUCUCAUAAAUACGCUCUUCAAGUUAAAGAAGAUUAUAGAAAAUUGAAGGACGCUUGCAUAAGAAUUCAAGCUGUAGUUCGAGGCUAUCUUGUCAGGAAACAAAUACAAAAAUGGACAGAGACUGCAGUAUUUCUUCAGGCACGAUACCGAAUGAGAAGGGACAGGACACAUUAUUUAAUCAUCUACAGAGCUGCUGUUGUCAUUCAAAACCACUAUCGUGCAUACCAAAAACAGCUCUGCCAGAGGCAGGAGUUCUUACAAGCUAAAAAAGCAGCAGUGUGCUUACAGGCAGCCUACAGGGGUUAUAAAGCACGCAAAAUGCUUAAACUUCAAUAUAGAGCUGCUAUUAAAAUUCAGACUGCUUUUCGAGCUCGUGCUGCGAGAAUGAAGUAUCGGGCUGCGAUUCAGGCCUCCAUUGUGAUUCAGAGAUGGUACAGAACUUGCAAGACUAGAAGCAGGCAAAGAUUGACCUUCUUAAUGACAAGAGCAGCUGUGCUUUCUUUACAAGCAGCAUUUCGUGGCUGGCAGGUACGAAAGCAGAUUCGAAGACAAUGUGCUGCUGCAACUGUAAUACAGGCUGCCUUCAGAAAAUUCCUAGCUCUGAAAAGAUUCAGACUUAUGAACCACGCUGUACUAAUUAUCCAAAAACAUUACAGAGCCAGUGUCAUAGGCCAAAAGCAACAGCAAGAGUAUAUUGCGCUGCGUAACUGUGUAAUACGUCUUCAGGCCAUAUGGAGGGGGAAAAUGGUGAGAAAAAAAAUUCAAAAGGAACACCAUCUCGCAACAAUUAUUCAGUCCUAUUACAAAAUGCAUGUAAAUCAACUAAAAUUUAAAAAAAUAAGACAUUCGACUUUAGUGAUUCAGGGAUAUUUCAGAGCUUACUAUAUGAAAAAACAACAACGUGCACUUUACCUAAAAACAAAGGCAGCAGCAUUAGUCUUGCAGUCUGCUUACCGUGGGAUGACUGUGAGGAAACAAUUGAGGCAACAAAGAAAAGCUGCUACAACCAUACAAGCAGCCUUCAGAUCGUACCUGAUGAAAAAGGACUAUGUAACACUUAGAUCUGCAACUAUAGUAGUUCAAAGGCACUAUCGUGCAGUUAUUCAUGCUAAAUGGCAAAAGCAAAAAUACUUAUCUUUAAAAACAGCUGUAGUCAAAAUGCAAGCAAUUUACAGAGGUGUGAAAGUCAGACGACAAAUUCAUUGUAUGCACCGAGCAGCUAUUUGUAUUCAAGCCAUGUUUAAGAUGCAUCGCAUAAACAUUAGAUAUCGGGCAAUGAGAAUGGCAGCAAUUAUAAUUCAAAGACAAUAUAGAGCGUUUUGUUUAGGUAAAGUGCAACGUAAGAAGUACUUGGCGCUUAAGAAAUCUGCCAUUAUCCUUCAGGCUGCCUGUAGAGGCAUGAAAGUUCGACGAGACUUAAAAACUAUGCACCAGUCAGCAGCAAUGAUACAGUCUUAUUAUCGAAUGCACAAACAACAAAGGGAUUUCAGAAACUUGUUGCUGGCAACUAGAAGGAUUCAGCAGUGGUUCCGUGCUUGUAAGGAGCGAAAUGCACAAGUUCAUAACUAUAUGACCGUGAGAAGGGCUACACUUCGUCUUCAGGCUGCGUUCCGUGGCAUGAAAACAAGAAGACUUGUAAGAACUAUGAGCGAAUCUGCUGAGCUUAUUCAAAGAAGAUUUAGAACUUUUCUGAAAAGAAAACAUUUUAUUUCCCUUAGGACAGCUGCUAUUGUAAUUCAGAGAAAAUACCGAGCAACAAAACUAGCAAAAAUUCAACGUCAAAAAUACCUCUCACUCCUUAAUGCUGCUGUUAUCAUACAGGCUGCCUACAGAGGCUUUGUGGUAAGGCAAAAAAUGCAGCAGAUGCAUCAAGCUGCUGUGGUCAUCCAAGCAACAUUAAGAAUGCGUAAAAUUUACAUUUCUUACCAAGCUCUAAGGCUUGCUUCGAUAAUCAUACAACAACGUUACCGUGCUUACAGGGAAGGGAAGCGUGUCAGAGAAAUAUACUUAAAACAGUACAAUUCUGUUUUAGUUCUUCAGGCUGCCUACAGGGGAAUGAAAACAAGAUGCUUCUUGAAGAAAAGGCAUGAGGCAGCACUUAUAAUACAGAGAAACUACCGAAUGUACAGGCAGUACCACCACUACAGAAAAGUUAAGUGGGCAAUCCAGCUAAUACAGAAGAGAUACCGAGCGAAUCACCUAAGGAAUGUUGCAGUACAGCACUACUCUUCAUUAAAGAAAGCAGUAAUUUGUAUUCAGAAGGCUUUUCGAGACAUGCGUUUAAAAAAACAGCUUCAAGAAAAACACCGUGCUGCUAUUGCUGUUCAGAAAAAUUUUAAAGCUUUUAGAGAACGUCAAAGGUAUCUCUCUCUUAAAGCAGCUACUCUUGUCUUUCAGAGAAGAUACAGAGCUUUGAUUCUGUCAAGGCAGCAUGCUCAGGAGUAUCUUCAUCUUCGCAGAGCAACCAUUCUUAUACAGGCUGUGUACAGAGGUAUCAGAGUGAGGAAGAGUAUUGAGCGUAUGCAUUUAGCAGCUAGUACAAUACAGUCAGCCUACAAAAUGCACAGGAAUAGAAGGUCCUAUCAAAAUAUGAGAAUUGCAGCCAUUGCUAUACAGAAUUACUAUCGAUCCUACAUUAAACAAAAGAAUCAACAGAAGGAAUAUCUGACAAUGAAGAAAUCUGCUCUUGUUAUUCAAGCAUCUUAUAGAGGCAUGAAGGAACGACAGAAACUGAAACUUAUGCAUGUUUCAGCAACUGUAAUACAAUCUAGUUAUCGAAUGUAUGUACAGCAUAGGUAUUAUAAACAGUUGUGCUGGGCAGUCAGAGUUAUACAACAAAGGUUCAGAGCCAAAGUAGCAAAAGAAGCUGACAUGGAAAACUAUGCAAAAAUAAAAAAGGCCAUAAUUUGCCUACAGUCCUCUUUUCGUGCUAAAAAAGCAAGGCAGUUGUAUAAAACCAAUCUUGCUGCGCUACGCAUACAAUCAUUUUUCCGAAUGCGUGUAGAAAGGAAGCGUUUUCUUGCAAAAAAAGCAGCAGCGAUAAUGAUUCAGUCUGCAUUCCGAUGCCAAAGAACAAGGACUCACUAUAAAUUGAUUCAGAAUUCAAUAGUUGCUAUUCAGAGGUGGUACAGAGCAUGCCACAGGGCUCGCUUACAGAAAGCAGAAUACUCUGCUCAAAAGCAAGCAAUAGUAAUUAUUCAGUCUGCCUGCCGUGGAAUGAAAGCAAGACAAACAGCAAGACAAAUACGAGCCGCAAGGAAGAUUCAGUCUUUUCUUUGGAUGGCUGUGCAUUGCAGAAAAUUUAUUCAACUUAAAAGAGCAGCUAUUACAUUAGAAUCCUAUUACUUAAUGCAUAAAGCUAAAUCACAGUAUGCAAGCUAUAAAAAAGCAGCAGUUGUCUUACAGCGAUGGUACCGAUCCUGCUUGAUUGUAAAAUGCCAAAGAACGACUUACUUACAAACCCGGAAGAAAAUUAUCAUUGUGCAGGCGAUGGUCAGGGGAUUCAUUGAAAAGAAGAGGUUUCACCAAAUGAAAGAAAGCGCAAUAAAGAUUCAGGCAUAUUUCCGUGGAUUUAUUCAGAGGCAACAAUACAUUCGGUGCAAGUCUUCUGCUUUAUUAAUACAGCAAUACUACAGAGCGUAUCGGAUGCGAAAUGUUGAACAACAAAGGUACAAUCAAAUCAAAAGAGCUACUAUUAGAAUUCAGGCAUCAUACAGAAGAUGUAAAGCCAGGCAGUGGGCUAACAAAAUGCGAGCAGCAAAAAUAAUUCAAGCAUGGUUUCGAGGCUACAAAGCACGAAAGGAAUAUGCAUCUGUUGUAAAAGCUGUACAUGUUAUUCAGAGUCACUUCAGAACAAAACAGCAGAGGACCUGGUUUUUGAAAAUGAAGUUAUGUGCACUUACUAUUCAAAGAAGAUGGAGAGCAACCCUUACUGCAAGAAUGGUUCAGCUUCAGUUUCUGGCAACUAAGAACGCUGCAGUUAAGAUUCAGUUGGCAUAUAGACAGUACAGGGCUAGAAGACUUUUAAGAAAGAAGCUUCAAGCUGCAUGUUUGAUCCAAGCAACAUACAGAUGUUUUAAGGAGAGAAGAAAAUUUAUUCAACAAAAAGCUGCUGCUGUGAUCAUCCAAAAACAUCUGAGAUCUUGGCAGGAAGGCAGGCUUCAAUUUAUGAAAUACAACAGAACUAGAAGAGCUAUCAUUAAACUGCAAGCAUUGAUACGGGGUUAUUUAGUCAGAAAAAAGAUUUCAGAACAGAAACAGAAGAGACUGCUUUGCUUUAUAGCAGCUGCAUAUCAUCAUGUCUCUGCAAUUAAAAUUCAAAGGGCCUAUAGGAUUCACCUCAUCUUAAAGCUUGCACAAAACCAUAUGUCAUCUGUUCUUACAAUACAGAGGUGGUUUCGAGCAAAAAUGCAACAGAAAAGAUUUCUAAGAGACUAUCAAAGAAUCAUUCAAUUGCAACGUAUGAUUCGAGGCUGGCUAAAUCGCAGAAACGAUGCAGCGACCAUAAUCCAACGAGGCAUACGAAGAUUUCUUGCCAGCAGACGUAACAGAAAAUUUGCCAUUGGAAUAAUUAAAUUUCAGGCAUUGUGGAGAGGUUAUUCUUGGAGAAAGAGUAAUGACACAGCAAAAACUAGAGCUUUAAGGCGCAGUUUGGAAAAGGCUAAUGAAAAGAGCAAAGAAGAAAACAAAUUGUGCAACAGAACCGCAAUUGCUAUUGAAUACCUUCUAAAAUACAAACAUCUUUCGUACAUUCUUGCAGCAUUAAAGCAUCUAGAGGUAGUUACCAGACUCUCCCCACUCUGUUGUGAAAAUAUGGUCCAGAGCAGAGCAAUCUUCACUAUUUUUGUUCUGAUUCGAAGUUGCAACCGGAGUGUUCCAUGUAUGGACGUGAUCAGAUACUCAAUUCAAGUUCUACUUAAUGUUUCAAAGUAUGAAAGAACUACUCAAGCAGUUUAUGAAGUAGAAAAUUCCAUAGAUACAUUACUAGACCUACUGCAAAUGUACAGAGGAAAAGCUGGGGACAAAAUUUCAGAGAAGGGAGGAAGUAUUUUCACAAAGACUUGUUGUUUGCUGGCUAUCCUUUCAAAGGACUCCAAAAGAGCUUUGGAAAUUCGAAGCUUGCCUAGAGCUGUUGCUUGCAUUCAAAGCCUCUAUAAACUUACAGCUCGUAAAUGCAAAAUGGAUGCAGAGAGAACACUUGUGAAACAGAAGACAAACCCUUUAAUUAGUGGAACUUCCUUUAUUCCAGUAACUCCUCUGAGGACAAAAACAGUUUCAAGAAUUAAACCAGACUGGGUUUUGAGGAAAGAUAACAUGCAAGAAAUUGUGGAUCCUCUCCAAGCAAUUCUGAUGGUCAUGGAUACACUUGGCAUUGCCUGCUACUGAAAUGUAAAUAAAAUUUAUGAAAGUGUUUUUGUACAGUAUGUAUGUAGGAGGCAGCUAAAUGAUUUUAAAAUAAAACAAAAAUAAAACAAAUGUGUUCACUACCCUUGAAAAUGUUUUUUUUUUUUCAAAUUGCAGAUAACCUUUUUGCAACUUUUUUGUAUUGUAUACAGCUUUUGAAAUCCUAUUCUGUACUACUACCUAAAGCAAUUGUACAAUAAAAUCAUAUGUUCUUUUUUCUAGUGCAGUGA